UUCGUUUAUGUGACCUUGUGUAAUUUUAGCUAACUCGUGAUAAACCUACCUAUUUACCAGUCACGAAUGUAGUUUUGCCCAUAUAUAAGAAGUAUUUCCAGGUUGAAAGCCAAAAGCGACAGGUACGCGCAGCGAUCGAUUGACUAUUGAGAAUGUCAGAAAAGGACAGUAAUGGCGCAAUGGUGGACAACAGUAAAUCCUUCGCGAGACCUGAAGACAGCCGCGCUGCUCUGGUCGAGCCGAUGGCGAUAGAGGAGCACGAGGUAGUCGUCGAGGAUGACCGAGAGAAAUGGGGUAAAAAAUUGGACUUCAUGCUCUCGUGCGUUGGUUACGCGGUGGGGCUGGGCAAUGUUUGGAGGUUUCCAUACUUGUGCUACGAAAAUGGUGGAGCAACUUUCUUGAUACCAUACUUUGUGAUGCUUGCAAUCAAUGGGAUCCCUUUGUUUUAUAUGGAACUGGCAAUCGGUCAAUACCUGAGUCUUGGAACUGUUGGUGCCUGGACAGCUCUCUGCCCUAUGGCCAGAGGAAUUGGAUUUGGAAUGAUUAUGGUUUCCUUUCUGGUGUCCAUUUAUUACAACAUGAUCAUCGCCUGGUGCCUUCUCUACAUGUUUCAGUCCUUCAGAAAAGACGUACCGUGGAGAACAUGUGACAAUACAUGGAACACUCCUCUUUGUCAAGCAACGGGAAGAAAUAUCUCAUUGAACUGCACAGGUCUAGGCCUCGCCGCUGACUGCAAGAGUACCAGCCCAUCUGAAGAAUUCUUUAACAAUAACAUCCUGAAGAUAUCCGAAGGCUUGUCUGACAUCGGGGAUGUGAGUUGGCAAAUCGUCUUGUGUUUGAUCCUUGCUUGGGUCAUAAUCUACCUUUGCCUUAUAAAGGGAGUGAUAUCCUCUGGAAAAGUUGUUUACUUUACUGCUACUUUUCCAUAUAUUGUACUUUUUAUCCUGAUGAUCCGCGGUGCCACUCUGGAUGGUUCGUUACAAGGAGUAAAAUUUUAUCUCAACCCGGAAAUCGGCAAGCUGAAGGAUCCACAGGUUUGGGUUCGAGCUGCAUCGCAGAUCUUUUACUCCCUCGGAGUAGGAUUUGGAUCACUGAUAACGUUUGGAAGCUACAACAGAUUCAAUAACAACUGUGAAAGGGAUGCUAUCAUCGUGAGCGUAAUAAAUUGCGGUACAAGUUUCUUCGCGGGAUUUGUAGUGUUUAGUGUUUUAGGAUUCAUGGCUAAGACAUUGGAUGUUCCAGUGGGCGAAGUGGUUACAUCAGGUCCCGGGCUUGCAUUUGUGGGUUAUCCAGAGGCCAUUUCACAAAUGCCUUUAAGCACAUUAUGGGCGAUCUUGUUCUUUUUCAUGUUGCUUACUCUUGGGUUGGACAGUCAGUUCGCUAUGGUAGAGUGUGUCGUAACAGGUCUUUCAGAUGAGUAUCCAAAAUACCUCAGAAAGUACAAGUGGCUAUUCCUCAUCGCCGUCUGCGUGUUAAUGUUCCUGCUCGCCAUACCCAUGUGUGCUGAGGGCGGCAUGUACUUGUUCAACCUAUUCGACGCUCAGUCAGGCGGCAUCUCACUUCUUUUUAUUGGAUUUUGCGAGGCAGCUGUUAUAGGCUGGGGAGUUGGCACGCAGACACUCGGUGACAUGAUUGAAAAGAUGAUUGGCAAGCGUCCUAAUAUCUUCUUCCUGAUUUGCUGGAAAUACAUUUCGCCUCUUGCUACUCUGGUGAUUAUUCUGGCGAGUUUGAUUCAAUGGUCCGGCCUCUCUUACAACAACAAGCCUUACCCUGCAGGGGGUGAAUUCUUGGGGUGGUUACUCGCACUUGCCUCAAUGGUGAUGAUUCCAAUAUUUGCGAUCCUCCAGUACAUCUACAACUCCAGAGGAACAACUGUACUUGAAAGACUGAAGUCGUUGCUUGUUCCAAAUGAACACGCAUUUAAAGAGGUUGAGGAGAAAGAGGGGAUCUCACAGAAGAAGUUGUUAAUUAAAUGAAACCUUCCAUCAGCCUGUAUCCCCUAUCCUGCAUCAUCUGACGUAUUUGCAAAAUGCACCUUAUAAAAAAAAUUUGGAAAAGCUGUUUUAGUCAGGUUAUCUUAGAAUUUAGUAGUACAAUUGCAUCAGGUUACCUUCUCUGUAAAUAUUACCUCGCACUUAUAAAAGCUGCCAAAGCACUUAAAUAGUUUCAUGAAGGCUUAAUAUAUAAAUACGGUCGCAAUUCCAGUACAUGGUGUUGAUUAGGACAUUCGUGCAGGAAUAUAAUAUUAGAGAUUUUUUAAUAAUUUUAUUAAUUAAAAGAUAGGAUUUCAUUUUUGUUAGCAAUUCUGGAGUGCCCUGAAUUUCUCAUUUGAUUCAAAAUGAGUAAUUAAUCUUGCCUCUUGAGCUGUAUCGGUUCUUUUCCUCGAAAUAGAUGAAUAUCAUCAACUGAUACUCUCUCAAGGGUUUACAAUACGUUAAGCUUCCUUAAUUGCAUGACGAAUUUUUUUUGCCAUAAAAUGUAACUUACAGAAAUGAUAGUGUGAGAAUUAGAGCUUGAAACGAUUUAAACGGAUUAGGAAUGCUGUGCUUAACUUACUUUUUUCAAGAGGCCAAAAACUAAGAAGCACCUUAGGAAAUGUAUAGAUAACAGUAUGGAUAAUGUACCUACUGAUGUUAGGAUGUAAAGGGUUUAAAUCUAUUCUAGUGUUGACGUUUGGAACUGCUGUAGUUUUCUGUAUUUUCAUGAAUUUUAUAAUUGGUGUGGGUGAUGUUAUUUGAUGGUUCGUUAAAUAAACCUUUGAAAAAAACA
Molecule: messenger RNA, 2769 nt
Organism: Pocillopora verrucosa
Lineage: Eukaryota; Metazoa; Cnidaria; Anthozoa; Scleractinia; Pocilloporidae
Product: sodium- and chloride-dependent betaine transporter-like
Biological process (GO): sodium ion transmembrane transport
Cellular component (GO): plasma membrane
Source: RefSeq, a predicted model, not a curated record